AUGUCUUUCGUCCAUCCAUCCAAAAAACUUUCUUUUGCGGCUUCUGAGCUUUCUGAAGGUAAAGGGCUGUGGGAACUUUCUCUUGUUGGCUACUCUUUAGGGAAACAACCUUAUUAUGAGAGGUUACUUGCUGCGAUGAAUAAAGCCUGGAAACUUAAAGGAUCAUUCUCGCUGCUUUCGUUGGCUGAUAAUUUUUUCCUUUUGAAGUUCACUUCCGUGGAGGAUUUUGACAUGAUUUGGUCGGGUGGCCCCUGGUUUCUCUUGGGUAAGCCGUUCUUUCUUCAGAAGUGGUCGCCCAAAUUCCAACCUAGGCGGGAUGAAACUGCUGUGAUUCCUCUUUGGAUCAAAAAACUCAAUUUGCCUUUAGCUCUCUGGAACCCUUCAGGUAUCUCUAAGAUUGCUAGCUAUAUUGGUAUACCGUUAUAUGUGGAUUCUUUAACUGCCAAGCGAACAAGGCUAACUUUUGCGAGGGUAUGUGUACAAGUGGAUAAAAACUCGUCUUUACCUGAGGAUAUUCCGCUGGAAAUUGACGGUGAGGAUUUAGUUCUUAAGGUGGUUUAUGACUGGAAACCGACGAGGUGUGAGGGUUGUGGUUCCAUCAUACACCCCUUCGCUCUUUCCCCAUCCAAUCCGACUCCGAAACCAUCUCUACCUCCUAAACCGACCUUCAGAGGUAGGAGUAAAAGCAGAAUGCCUGGUAUCAGAAUUACUCGCUCUGCCUCCCAUCCCGCUACUGAUUCUUCUCUACCAACCACUAAUACUAUUUUACCUGGUUCGUCCUCUAUUCCUUCCUCUUCUCCCUCUCCUAUGCUCAACUCUUCUCCUUCUAAGCAACCUGUCAAUCUUGUUGUUCCUGUCGUGGAACCUGUUGUUGAAAUUUUACCUUCAGUUGAAUCUCUUGUUCUGAAUGUGGAACAAGAUCUUGCUCUCCUACCUCUUGUUACUUCGACAUCCAAUCCUCCACUUUUAAAUCUUAACCUACCCCAAGCUGAAUCUUCCUCUUCGGAUCAACCUUUCCCGCACUUGCUGCUGCACCCCUCACAAGUUGUUCUGGCUAACAGUUUUGCUUCUUUACCGGUGGACAAUCCUGAUCCUAUUGAGGAAGAUGUUUUAGAUGAGGAAAUCUCUUCCUCAUCUAAAACUGAGGAGGUGAUCAUUAAUUCUUCCACCAAUCUCAAAGCUUCGUCAUCCUCUUCCAAACCUUCAGGAAAUUCCAAUUCCCCAAUCAAAAAACCAAAUCCAAAAACGGCUAAGAAGGCCAAAAAAUUGAAGGCCAAGAUUCAUCAGAAUUCCUCUAAUGAGUCUUGGUUUUACUCUUCCCGUGUGCUUUUUGAUAAUGAAAGGUGUUGUGACAAUUUCUCUUGCUCUGUGCUUGGUAGAAUUUGGGUUAAGUGGGACUCUUCCCAGUUAACUUUUACUCCCUCUUACAUUUCCUCUCAAGUUAUCCACGGUAUUGUGGAAGCGGGCUCUCUUCCUCCUUUCUAUAUGUCUGUGGUCUACGCUGCCAAUGACCUGGUGGAUAGGAAAGUCCUAUGGGAUGAUUUGCUGAGACUUUCGGCUGCUAUUGAGCUCCCCUGGAUUCUUUUGGGAGAUUUUAACUGUUGUAGACUUCAAGAGGAAAAAGCUGGCGGGAAUCCCUUAAUGGUUGAUAGACUGGGAGAGCUUAAUAAUUUCAUCUUUGAUGCUGGGAUUCAGGAUUUGCCUUCUGUUGGGUUGUUUUUUACUUGGUAUAACCAAAGAAUUCUUGAGCCUAUUCACAUUAAACUUGACCGUAUGAUGGUUAAUUCUGCUUUUCUGGAUUUGUUCCCUGCGGCUUAUUAUAGAGUUGAGGAUCAUUCGGGGUCUGACCAUUCCCCCUUUAUUUUAUGUGCUGCCUUUGCUAAGAGAAAGCCUUCUAGAUUCAUGUUUAAGGCUUUCUGGACUGAAAUUGAUGAAUUCUGGGAGGAAGUUUGUUAUGCGUUUCUUGGGCAUGUGGGGGCUAGUCCUAUUGCCUCUUUCUAUGACAGCUUGAAGCAUCUUAAAAGGUCCAUUAAAAGCAAAAGGUGGAACUCUUCGAAUUAUAUCUCUAAUGACAUUUUGGAAUUGAAGAGCCAGCAACAUCAAUUGUUAACCGUUAUUCAAACUGAUCCUUUGAACCAAUCUUUGAAUAUUUCUCUGAAGGACACUAAUAAUCGUUUGGCAUCUUUCCAAUCUGCUUGGGUUGCUUGGAUUUCCCAGAGAGCUAAGGCUUAUUGGCUUUCUCAUGGUGAGGACGAUUUGGGCUUCCUUUAUGCCAAAAUUAGAGCUAGAAAAAAUCGUAAUACGAUUUAUGAGCUUUCUUCUUUGAAUGGUUUGCUUUCCUCUCAUGAUGACCUUGCUUAUGCCAUUACUGCUCACUUCAGAGGGCUCUAUAACUCUUCUCCCCCUUCUUUUGAGAAUUCCUUUGAUAUUCCGGCUGGGAAUACUGUGCCUCCACAUUACAUUUCUGAUCUUAUUGCUCCGGUCACUAAUGAAGAAAUUAAAAAGGUGGUUUUUGAUGAUAAACCAAAUUCUGCUCCCGGACCUGAUGGUUUUUCCUUUGUCUUCUACCAAAGGACUUGGCACAUUAUUGGUUUUAAUCUUUGUAGGGCUGUAAAACAUUUUUUUGAUACUGGUGAAAUGCCUACUGGAGCUAAAGCAACGGCUAUUAUUCUCAUUCCUAAGGGAACUCACUCGAAUGACAUUUCUGACUUCAGACCCAUCUCCUUAUCCAAUGUUUUUUACAAGAUUGUUGCCAAGAUCCUUGCAAAUAGGAUGAAACCCAUUCUGCCUCUUAUCAUCCAUGAUAGCCAAGCUGGGUUUAUUUAUAAAAGGUGUUCCACUGAUAACAUUAUUCUUGCCAAUGAAGUCUUGAGGGAGUUUAAAGACAAUCACAAUUAUUUUUGUGCAAAAGUGGACAUCAAGAAAGCUUUUGACUCUGUCUCUCGUAUCUUUUUAAUUAAUAGGCUUAGACAAAAAGGCUUCCCUGAGAAUUUUAUAAAGUGGAUUAAAGGGUGCAUUGUGGAUGUCCAUUUCUCUAUUUGUCUCAACGGGGUCUUGGAAGGUUUCUUCUCUUCUUUUUCGGGAUUGAGACAGGGAUGUCCCCUUUCUCCACUUCUUUUUUGUAUUGUCAUGGAUGCAUUAUCUUCUAGCAUGGUUGUGCCAGCAAAAUUUGAUGGCAUUUUGGCUCAUAGCCUCAAUAUCAAUCAUCUUAUGUAUGCUGAUGAUUUAUUAAUUUUUGGUAUGGCCAAGGUUGAGAAUGCUAUUUCUCUUAACAAUAUUCUGCAUACUUUUGUUGUUGCAUCCGGUACUCCAGUUCUCAUCUUGCGGAUUGGUGGAGGUGUUGUUGCUGAUCGAAGACUACAUGGGCUUCCUUUUGGGCUCUUAAUGUUUAAUGUGUUGAUGCAGUUUUUGUUUAUUCUGGCGGGAAAUUGGAUUUUUGGCUUACAUAUUUGUGUUUUUGUUACCGAAAAAUGCGCACCGUUUUGUAUUGACAAAAGUUUCACCGCACAACUUUUGGUUCGAGCAUGGGAGCAGGAAUGGAGAUUGAUCGAGACUGUCAGACGAAUCCUUUCACUAUGGAUGCCUGGGGCGUCACAAGUAUAG
Molecule: messenger RNA, 3603 nt
Organism: Dendrobium catenatum
Lineage: Eukaryota; Viridiplantae; Streptophyta; Magnoliopsida; Asparagales; Orchidaceae
Exons: 5
Coding region: 1-3603 (1200 amino acids)
Source: RefSeq, a predicted model, not a curated record